GUUUAUUUCGUCACGUUUGAAUGACUACAGGUAUUCCUAGGUACACUCAGGUUGUACACUUACAAAAAUGCCGGAAGUGCUCUAUCCCGGUCGAAUGAAGGUGUGAAAUUUACAACCAGGUACAGGCAGAAUCACGUGUAGAAGAAGGAUGAAUUGAAAUAGGAAAUUACCUGGGGGAUUAAUAGCAAUGUCGGGAUUACGGCGAAAGGAGAAAUGGGAGUCCAGUAUGUCCGACGUGACCUCCAACGGAAAUGCGGGGGACACCGGAAGUCUGGGACCCCCCGACCUCCUGACCAACAACAUCGACCCGGGAGUCUACAAGAAAGACAGCAAAUACUCCUCCAAUGGAAAUUCAAAGGUUACCAUAGCAACCGAAGAAACGGAUGACAGCAGAAAACAGAUUUUUGGAAAAGAUGAAAACGAGGAACGUGGUAACUGGACGGGAAGGUUUGACUUUCUGCUGUCCAUGUUAGGGUACGCUGUGGGCCUUGGCAAUGUGUGGCGGUUUCCGUAUCUAUGUUAUCGCAAUGGCGGCGGGGCUUUCUUAAUCCCCUUUGUCCUGAUGAUGGUACUUGUGGGCGUACCUCUGUUUUUCAUGGAAGCCUCGUUGGGGCAGUUCUGUAGCAGUGGACCCAUGACCUGCUGGAAAUUUGCGCCACUGUUCAAAGGGAUAGGGAUAUCUAUGGUGGCGGUAUCCGCUCUGACGUCACUAUACUACAAUAUGAUCCUUGCGUGGUCCUACUACUAUUUCUUUGCGUCCUUUACGAGUGACCUCCCGUGGAUUUCGUGCGACAAUAGCUGGAAUACCAAAGACUGCAGUGCAAAGUUACCUUUGACAGACUGCACGACUGGAAAGAAGUAUGCUAACGGGACGUGUUACGAUGGCGACACGUUCAUUGGACUCUGGGAUGUUAAAAACUUCACCAAGGUUACCGGGCGAAAACGGAAGCUCGCAUCUGAGGAAUAUUGGGAAAAUGUCGCGCUAGAUCAGAGUUCCGGGAUUGAGGAGUUCGGACAACCAAAAUGGGAUUUGGUUUUGUGCCUUAUGUUUGCGUGGAUUAUCUGCUUCCUGUGCCUGAUCAAAGGAAUUAAAUCCACUGGAAAGGUUGUAUAUUUCACCGCUAUUUUUCCGUAUGUUGUCCUGUUGAUUUUGUUCUUCAAUGGCGUGUUCCUCAGUAACGCAGGGGAGGGAAUUUAUUACUACAUAGUACCAGACUUUUCCAGGCUUCUGGAUCCCAGGGUUUGGAAAGAUGCAGCCGUCCAGAUAUUUUUCUCCAUGUCCAUUGCAGGGGGAGGACUGGUCACGCUAUCCAGUUAUAACCGUUUCCAUAACAACAUCCUGAAAGAUUCUCUUAUUGUCAGUGUUGGAGACACGCUGACGUGUAUAUUCGCGGGAUUUGUAAUCUUCGCUUACCUCGGUCACAUGGCGGGUGAACUCAACGUGGAAGUCAAAGAUGUGGCUCAAGACGGUGCCGGACUGGCCUUUGUGGUGUACCCCUCAGCAGUGGCCAGUCUGCCGUCCUCGCCCUUCUGGUCAGCUCUCUUCUUUUUCAUGCUCAUUACAUUAGGACUCGACAGUCAGUUCGCCAUGUUGGAGACGGUGCUGACAGGAGUCAUGGACCAGUACCCGGUCCUGAGGCCCCGGAAAACUUUAGUCAUCCUCCUCAUCUGUAUCGUCUUCUUCAUCAUUGGUCUGCCCCUCUGUUCUCCGGGAGGCGUGUACCUGCUUCAGAUACUGGAUAAUUACGUGGGAGGAUGGACCCUUUUAAUUAUAGGGUUUGCUGAGUGUAUAUGCAUUACUUAUGUAUAUGGAGUGAAUAGAUUUAUAAAAGAUUUGGAACUCAUGAUGGGGUUAAAGAUGUUUGUCUGGUGGAAGAUCUGCUGGAUGGUUAUAAGUCCCAUAGCUUUAGUGUUAAUAUUUAUCGCCACUUUUAUUGACUAUGAGGCCUCUACGUACGGGGACUACACGUUUCCGGCCUGGGCGGACGCCCUGGGCUGGAUCAUGGCGGUGGCCAUCAUACUAGCGAUGCCCAUCACCAUGAUCUACCAAAUCAAUAAGGAGGACGAGGUGCCGUCAGCCUGGCAAAAAUUAAAGUUACUAUGCACACCGUCACGUGACUGGGGUCCCGCAUUAGUCCGUCACAGAGAGCUAGUGACGUAUGUGGAUGGCUGGGUAGACGACCCGUGGGCGGAGAAAGGAGCCUACGUCAACUACGCCUACAAAUCAGACAGCGAAUUACGGACCGGAAGUCUAGGAUCAUUGGAAGCCAGUAGACUUUCUGCCAGGAUGAAAAAGGCCUUCCCGUCAUCAAACGGAUCAACACGGACUGGAAUCUCAUUUGAAUCCUAUGUCUAACCAAUCAUGUCUUCGGACAAUUGUCGGACUAAGUUGAAUUUCAUUGUAAGCAUAUCAUGUCCUGUCAAUAAUAAUUGGAAAAAAAAUUAAGAUGUUUAUUAUGUACAACACAGAAUUAUUCUAUCAGGUAAUUAGAAGAUAUAAGAAUAUACCGUCUCGUUAUACAGAAAUCAAGAAGUAACAUAAUCAUUAGUAUGUGACAUUCUAAAUAUAAGGUAAAUCAUUAUUUAGAGAUCAGGUGGUAGUAUUUUGCGAUUUACAAAAUUUGAAUUUUGUCCUCAUUUACUAAAACACAAAACAAGGGUGAUUUCGAAUGGAAAAGGAACGAAAAUGGAGCAAUAUUUGUAUUUACAAAUAACAGGGCUUGCAAUCGUUGCAAUCAUAAUUAAUUGCAUGACCAAGUUCACAUCAUUCCUCCAAUAUAAAUGUCUGGUCCUUGAAAUAUUGCAUUGUGAAAUUAUCAUCACUAUCAUUAUAAAAUAGUAUUAUUUUCUCUCUGCAUAAUUAAUGUUUUUAAAUGAAAAUGUUCUAAUAUAUACACAACUCAAAUAAGUAAGGAGUAUUGUAUUGUAAAAUAGGUCUUUCGAUGGUUUUAUUUUCUCUACAUAAUGAAUGUUUUUACAUAAAAAUGCUCUGAUAAAUACAGGACUCAAAAUAUGCAACACACAUGUCACAAUUCCAGAUGAAGAUUUUGUUUUAUUUUUUGUCCAAGGAUUAGCUGCUUUUUACACAUUUUUGUACAAUUUUACACACGCUUUUAAUUAUUGUGCGUUUAUACCAGAAAUCUUUACCUGGAGUUUACAUGAAAGCAAUUAAAUGUAUAUAUAUGUCAAAUGUGAUACAUGUACUAGUAUUCAACAGAGACAAUAAAAGGUGAACUGUU
Messenger RNA from Ostrea edulis (European flat oyster), 3239 nucleotides. RefSeq names its product sodium-dependent proline transporter-like. The record is from RefSeq and is a predicted model, not a curated record. Bases 188 to 2356 code for a protein of 722 amino acids. Lineage: Eukaryota; Metazoa; Mollusca; Bivalvia; Ostreida; Ostreidae. Gene Ontology annotation, biological process: sodium ion transmembrane transport. The transcript has 16 exons. Gene Ontology annotation, cellular component: membrane.